AGCGGAGCGGAGGCCGCGCGGGGCUGCGGGGAGCGGCCGCGCCGGCCCCGGGGCCAUGGAGCCCUCGACCUUCCAACCAGCCAGGCUUCUCCGAGGUGAGGACUCCUGUCUGCUGAGACGCUGGAAAACCUAGUUUGGGAGAAGAGUGAAGACACAGUUGAUGCUGAACGACAGCCAAGGAUGAAGCGGCGAGCAUCAGACAGAGGAGCUGGGGAAACAUCCACUAAGGCAAAAGCUCUUUGUACAGGGAUCUCUGGAAAUAAUGCCAAGAGAGCAGGCCCUUUCAUACUGGGUCCACGUUUAGGUAACUCCCCUGUGCCAAGUAUUGUUCAGUGUUUGGCAAGGAAGGAUGGGACAGAUGACUUCUAUCAGCUAAAGAUUCUCACCUUAGAAGAAAGGGGGGAUAAAGGAAUAGAAACACAGGAAGAGCGACAGGGCAAGAUGCUGCUGCACACGGAGUAUUCUCUCCUUUCCCUGCUCCACAAUCAGGAAGGAGUGGUUCAUCACCAUGGGCUCUUCCAGGACCGAGCUUGCGAAAUUAUAGAAGAUCUGGAAGCCAACAGAAUGGUCAGAAAAAUGAAGAAGCGCAUUUGCCUCGUGUUAGACUGCCUCUGUGCUCAUGAUUUCAGUGACAAAACAGCAGAUCUGAUCAACCUGCAGCACUACGUCAUUAAGGAGAAGAGGCUCAGCGAGCGAGAGACGGUGGUGAUAUUUUAUGAUGUGGUACGAGUGGUGGAAGCAUUACAUAAGAAAAAUAUUGUGCACAGAGACUUGAAACUAGGAAACAUGGUGCUAAACAAAAGGACUCAUCGGAUAACCAUAACCAACUUCUGCCUGGGGAAGCACCUGGUGAGUGAGGAUGACCUUCUGAAGGACCAGCGGGGGAGCCCUGCCUACAUCAGCCCCGAUGUGCUCAGCGGUCGGCCGUACCGCGGCAAACCCAGCGACAUGUGGGCGCUGGGCGUCGUGCUCUUCACCAUGCUCUAUGGCCAGUUCCCCUUCUAUGACAGCAUACCUCAGGAGCUCUUCCGCAAAAUCAAGGCUGCCGAGUACACCAUCCCUGAGGAUGGUCGGGUCUCAGAGAACACUGUGUGCUUGAUCCGAAAACUGCUCGUCUUGGAUCCGCAGCAGCGCCUGACAGCUUCUGAAGUGCUGGAUUCCCUCAGCUCCAUCAUAGCAUCCUGGCAGUCCAUGUCGUCGCUGAGCGGCCCUUUGCAAGUGGUGCCGGAUAUCGACGACCAGGUGGCCAACCCUGAACACCCACAGGAGGCGAAGGUGACGGAGGAAUGCUCACAGUACGAAUUCGAGAACUACAUGAGGCAGCAGCUGCUCCUGGCCGAGGAGAAGAACACUUUGCACGAGGCCAAGAGCUUCCUGCAGAAGCGGCAGUUUGGGAACAUCCCCCCCGUGCGCCGCCUGGGCCACGACGCGCAGCCCAUGAACCCUCUGGACGCGGCCAUCCUGGCCCAGCGCUACCUGCGGAAGUAGCUUCCACACCUCUGGGAGCAGAGCGCGCCCUGCAGCCCGCUCCCACACUGCAGCCCAGCAGCAAUACCGGCGUCCCACGGCGGAGAAUCAUGUAGCAGUUCUGAGCUCUGCUCGGGGACGCGCUCUGGACGGAGAAGACUUUUUUUCACCAAGCUCCUUUUGGAAGCAGCGGCCUCUCGGCGUCUUCUGGAAUCUCUGUUGUUUUUUAAAUCGAAGCCUAGGUGACUAAUCUGCUUCUAAUCACGACUGUAAUCUAC
Messenger RNA from Centrocercus urophasianus (Greater sage-grouse), 1745 nucleotides. RefSeq names its product serine/threonine kinase 40 (gene STK40). Lineage: Eukaryota; Metazoa; Chordata; Aves; Galliformes; Phasianidae. Bases 181 to 1488 code for a protein of 435 amino acids. Gene Ontology annotation, molecular function: protein kinase activity; ATP binding. The transcript has 12 exons. Gene Ontology annotation, biological process: protein phosphorylation. The record is from RefSeq and is a predicted model, not a curated record.